This is a messenger RNA of Chrysemys picta bellii (western painted turtle), 1636 nucleotides long. RefSeq names its product zinc finger protein 300-like. The record is from RefSeq and is a predicted model, not a curated record. Gene Ontology annotation, biological process: regulation of transcription by RNA polymerase II. Lineage: Eukaryota; Metazoa; Chordata; Testudines; Emydidae. Gene Ontology annotation, molecular function: RNA polymerase II cis-regulatory region sequence-specific DNA binding; DNA-binding transcription factor activity, RNA polymerase II-specific.
CCUCCGCUCAGCGGGCUGGGGCGGAGCUUCCCGGGUCAGCCGCUGAGCUGCCUCCAUUAGCUGUGACCCGAAACUCUGCCCCGAACCGCUGCUGCUCCCCAGCCGGGAGAGCCCUUCCCUAGCUCCUGGGGCAGCUCCGGGCUCUGCCGACACCAGCCCCUGAGCCGCAGCCUGCAGCAGGUGAGCGCAAGCAGGAAACAUCUUCGUUCACAUGUGCUGGUAAAAAAGCAACUCAUGACAAGAUGCCUCCCAAGCGAUCCAAAGGAAAUGUUUCACAGGGACUGAACCAGAAAAAGUCCCUCAAGAAUCAGAGGAAAUUGGACAAGCUACAGAAGAGCUCUCUUGUGCAGAGAGAGGGUAAAUCAGCCAUCCGCGGGAGAGCUGUGAGGAAGAGCAAAGACACGAUCAUCUGCCAGAGAACAUACGCAGGGGAGAAGCCCAACAUCUGCAUUGAGUGUGGGAAAAGCUUCACCCAGAGCUCAGACCUUAUGAACCAUCAGAGAACCCACACGGGGGAGAAACCCUAUAAAUGCAUUGACUGCGGGAAGAGCUUCAGCGUCAGCUCAAACCUGAGUCGACACCAGAGAACCCACACGGAGGAGAAGCCCUAUCCCUGCACUGACUGUGGGAAAAGCUUCACAGACAAGUCCACCCUGACCCAACACCAACGCGUCCACACGGGUGAGAAGCCCUAUAAAUGCAUUGACUGUGGGAAGAGCUUCAGCCGCAGCUCCCACCACAAGAGGCAUCUGAAGAGCCCUCCAGAGAAGAGGCUGGACAAAUGCACCCACUGGGAAAGUGCCACUAUUGGGAAGGUGAAAGAAACUAAAGUGUCUAAGAAGAAAACCCCGACCAUUGAGAUCCCUAACACAUGCGCCGAGUGCUGGCAAAGCUUCAGCCAGAACUCGGACCUGGUCAAACACAUGAGGAUCCACACAGGAGAGAAACCCUACGAGUGUCCCGAUUGCGGAAAAAGAUUCAAUGUCAGUUCAAACCUGAUCAGACACCAGAGGAUCCACACAGGAGAGAAACCCUACACAUGCUCUGACUGCGGGAAAAGCUUCACUGACAAAUCCACUCUGACCCAGCACCACCGGAUCCACACAGGAGAGAAACCCUAUAUAUGCACUUACUGCGGGAAAAGCUUCAGCCGUAGCUCCCACCACAAGAGACAUGAGCGAACCCACACCGGGGAAAACCCCGUGUCCUUUCUGCCCUUGUGGCCCUACCCCACCCAGACAUACUGAAAUUAUCCCAUUGGUUCUCAGGAAUUAAGUGGGAGAUUUUUCCCAAGCUCCAGCGUGAUUCAGUAGCACAAUCCCCAUCAGCUUCCAAUAAGACAUAUGGUCCACUGUGCUUGUGUCACUUCUGGGCAUGAGACCUAGGUUCCUAAAUCAGUUAGGUGUUGCAGUGCCGCGUAGAGUUAAGUCUUGACAACUGUAAGAAUUUGGGUCUGAAAUCCCACCCAGAGUGAAGGGAGCUCUGUGAGGGGUUUCAUUAGAGCAUUAGGGAGUAAACUACCCAAAUUCCAUUAGUAUUAUUUGUAUUGUGCUAACGCCUAGCAGCCCCAGUCAUGGACAAGGAACCACAGUGCGAGGCACUGUACAAACACAGAACAGAGAGAUGGUCUCUGCCC